This is a messenger RNA of Vigna angularis (adzuki bean), 602 nucleotides long. RefSeq lists its product as uncharacterized. The record is from RefSeq and is a predicted model, not a curated record. Bases 65 to 310 code for a protein of 81 amino acids. NCBI's taxonomy places the organism in Eukaryota, Viridiplantae, Streptophyta, Magnoliopsida, Fabales, Fabaceae. The transcript has a single exon.
AUGCCAUUUUCUCUCCACAAUUCAUUCAUCAACAAUCGCUUACAUUACAAAAGAACUUCAAAAGAUGGAGAGCAGCUUAGCAGACAUGCUCAUGAAGGUUGGUGUCUUCAUUCUUGUUCAAGCUUUGGUGUACCUUAUUCUUUCCAAUUCAUCGAACAUCUUCUCCAAGAACAUCAAGAGAUCCCACAGCUUCAGGCCUGCUCGAUCUGUCAGCAUUCGUCGCAUGCUGGCUUUGAUCUCUGAUUUUCCACCAGAAGGGGAGCCUUCUCCUUCUCCAAAGGCUCCUCAAUCACCCUCUCUUCAGAGUUAAGUCAUCGUCAUUUGUAAGGUUUUAAGAUUACAACUUGCACAAGGUUCAGACAAUUUAGGUUGUAGGGUGGCCUGAUUAAGGUUCAGAAACCCCAGAAUCAUGAUCUUGUGAUUGUGAUUUUAAAACCUUAAACCAGACCGAGUUGUCUGUAAAUUAUUUGUAUUUCUUAGUGUGUAAAGGCCAUGGUAUAUUGAUGAAGUGGUCAAAGGGUCUAAAAUUAUUGGUUGUAUAGGUAUUGAAUUCUUUUGUUCAUUCAUUUUUUUUUAUGAUGAAUUUUUACUAUAUUUGUGAA